ACUAUUUUGGCGUACUGCGGAAGUGGCUUGGGUAAAAAAAUAAGUGUCUCGUUGCUGAGCUAGCUUUCCUGUUUCUAGACAAUCUUUGGCUUCAUCGCCUUCUCUCUGUGUCAACAAUAUAGAGAUGAACAACAACCAGUGACAGUUAGCUGCUAAACGACUUACCGGACGCGUGUGUGUCCUGCCUGUCUGAGUGAACACGUGAAGGAGUGCUGUGUGGACACAGCUGCAGCUUCAGAGAUGGACACAUAAACCCCCCUGAUGGAGAGGAAGAGGAAGAGCUGUGGGGAUGACGGUGGUGGAGAGCGAGGCCUUCUCCACACCUGGAAGGGCUACUCCUGCAGCGUCACCCCAGAAAGGCUGCUCCUCCCCGGGCCGGUCCUUCAGGUCGCCCUGGGCACGCGACACGGUGUUCUGCUGGUGGAAGGAGGGCAGGUGUACAGUUUUGGGGAGUUGCCAUGGAAGCAGAGUCAUACGCCCGAGCCGGCGAAACCCACCUUGGAGAGCGCGCUCAGUGGCCAGCGGGUGGUCGCCGUUGCAGCUGGAAGUUUCCACAGCGGGGCCGUGACAGAAGACGGUGGCGUCCACAUGUGGGGGGACAACAGCUCGGGACAGUGCGGCUUGUCGGGCCUCAGCACCGUCCCCAACCCGACUCCAGUCGCUCUGGUGGACUGCGACACCAGCCCCCCGCAGACGGUCCCGGUGCUGGAGCUGGCCUGCGGGGAGCAGCACACACUGGCGCUGUCGGUCCAGCGGGAGGUGUGGGCGUGGGGCAGCGGUUGCCAGCUGGGCCUCAACGUCACCGUCUUCCCUGUCUGGAAACCACAAAAGGUUGAACACUUGGCGGGCAGGUGUGUAUUACAGGUGGCCUGCGGGGCGUCACACAGCCUGGCUCUGGUGCGCUGCCUGGGCCCUCAGGACAUCCACCGGCCCCCCGUAGACAAAUGCAGACAGUGUAACCAGUUGCUGUACACCAUGACGGACAAAGAGGACCACGUCAUCAUCUCUGACGGUCACUACUGCCCCCUCGGGGUGGAGCUGACUGAGGAUGACGGCAGUCUGGAGGCGCCCGCUCUGACACAAGGGCUCAAAACCUCCCCGUCCGAGCCAGUCCUCCCUUCACAUACCUCCACCUCAAACUCCCCAGCACCGGCUGACUCCUUCUCUGACCCCACUCAGGACUUGGAGAGCGAGGAAUCAGCCUUGUCUAACGGAGCGCAGCCGGCCUCGGACUCUGACCCCUCGGCUCAGUCAGGUGAUCAGGUUUUGGGGGUCAAGAGUUCACUCUAUCCAGAUGAGCAGGCCGUCAAAGAAUACCUGAAGAAGCUGUCCGACAACACGCAGUCUGAGCAGACGUCUAAGGCCUCAGCAGCGGGGCUGACCUCCUCGUCCAGCUCCACGCUCAACAGCCUGGUGGCCUCCUGCGCCUCCGCAGUGGGCGAACGGGUCGCUUCCACCUACGAGGCCUUGUCCCUAAAAAAGAUGAUGACCUACCUGCCCUCAGGAGUGGCGAGGUCAGGCGGGCCGGUGGGGCUCAUGGGUGUCGUUGGCGACAACACUGCAGAGCGCGUCCGCCAGGAGGACUCCAUGCAGGCCAAGAAGAGCUCCAGCACAGGGGACAUCCGCGAGGAGGAGGCCGAGGGUCUGCGGCGCCGCCUCUCGCUGCCAGGACUCCUCUCUCAGGGUAGAUACGCUGUUCACGUCUUAUCCUCCUCCUAUACCCUGCUGCUGUCCCCGCGGCUGCUGAGGAAAGGCGGGCGUCCGAGGAUGCGUGCAGUCGCCCUCACCCCGCUGGGAGGGGCAGUCCCCGAGGCCCAGGAGGUGUUUCCCACCCUGCAGACGGAGGUGUGGAGCUGGGGCCACGGCGAGGACGGACAGCUGGGACAUGGAGACAGUCUGGCCAGAUUACAGCCGCUGUGCAUCAAGAGUCUGAACAAUAAGGAGGUGGUGCGCGUGGCGGCCGGCGCUCAUCAUUCCCUCGCUCUGUCUGCUCAGUCUCAGGUGUUUUCAUGGGGAAGUAACAGCUCUGGUCAGCUUGGACACAUGGAGUCGCCCAGCACUGUCCCCCGCCUCGCAAAGCUGUCAGAGGGGAUCCGGGUCUGGGACAUCAGCGCUGGAGAGAGACACACCCUCCUGCUCGCAGACGGAGACUGCUUCCGGCCCAUCAUUUAUUACAGCGGACAGCAGGUGAAAGAGGAGGCGGAGGAGAGCCUCGCCAAGGAGCCGGGUCAACAGGAGGAAGGGGAGGAAGAGGAGGAGCAGCAGGCGGGGGGCUACACCCAGCAGCCUGUACUGCUACCCUUCUGCAUGGACCUCGGGUACGUCAACAACGUGUUUGCGGGCGGCCAGCGGUGCGUGGCUCUCCUGGACAGGAACGUGAUGGGCUUCAUCGCCAGCCUCCACGAGCUGGCCUCAGCCGAGAGGAAGUUCUACUGCAAGCUGUGUAACAUCAAGACGCAGAUAAUACGCCCCCUGCUGGAGCUGGAGUCUCUGAGCUCGACCCUCGGCCCGGUGGCCGUCGGGCUCCUGCAGAUUCUGGCCGGACGGUUCAGCCUCUUGUGUCACCUAACGGGGCAGCACGCCGCCAGCCUCACCGCUAACCUGCGGCGCGUCCGAGAUAUCAAGAGCCUGCUGGUCCUCGAACACACCGGCAUCUUCCUCGACUCUUACUACGAGUACUGCUGCGCUGUAGGAAACUUCCAGGUGAUGGGAGGUUUCCAGACCCUAACCAAACCCUCACUAGACUUCUUUGGGAAGAGUCCCGAGCUGCUUAAGAAGCUGUCGGAGUGCAGCGAGGAGAACCCCACCAUGGCCGACCUCCUGGUGGCGCUCUUCUACCUCCCAACUCGCCACCUUCACGAAUACGGCCGGCUGCUGCUCAAACUGGCCACCUGCUUUGAAGUGAGCUCCGAUGACUACCAGAGGCUGCAGGACGGCUGCUCCAAGUUCGAAGCGUUGGUCCUCCAGCUGAAGAGGAAACGGAAGGACGCCGACUACACCUUCCACUUCUGGAAGAGCUUCCCUGGCAAAAUGACGGACUCUCUGCGGAAGCCUCAACGCCGGCUGAUCUGCGAGAGCAGCAACAAAGCUCUGACGCUGCAGAACGCCGGGAGGUUCUCCGUCAACUGGUUCAUCGUUUUCAACGACGCUUUGGUCCACGCGCAGUUCUCCACCCAUCAUGUAUUCCCCUUGUCCACACUGUGGGUGGAGCCGAUCCCAGAAGAGAACUCCGGCCUGUAUGGAUUAAAGGUGAUCACACCAGAGGAGACGUUCGCCCUGCUGGCCUCGUCUCCCAUGGAGAAGACCAAGUGGCUUCGCUCCAUCAACCAGGCGGUGGAGCAGGCCCUGAGCGGGGCGGGGCAGGACACCGCAUCGGUCGGCUCGGAGUCGGGUCAAAAGCCGGAGCCUCCCGUCUCCAGAACGGCCUCUUACUCCUUUUAUAAGGACGGACGGCUGAAAGAGGCGAAGUACGACGGACGCUGGCUCGCCGGGAAGCCCAACGGCAGCGGCGUGUUAAAAUGGCCUGAUGGGAGAAUAUACACCGGGGCGUUCAAGGACGGGCUGGAAGAUGGCUUUGGUGAAUUUGUGGCUCCCAAUAAGACGCUCAACAAGAACGAUGAAUAUCAAGGUCACUGGAAAGAUGGCAAGAUGCACGGCCUUGGGGCAUACAGGUAUGCCAGCGGCGAGGUUUACGACGGAUCCUUCCAGGACAGCAUGCGACACGGCCACGGCGUGCUGCGCAGUGGCAAGCUCAACACCUCCUGCCCCAGCGUCUUCAUCGGCCAGUGGCUGCAGGACAAGAAGACCGGCUAUGGAGUCUUCGAUGAUAUCACAAAAGGGGAGAAGUACAUGGGCAUGUGGCAGGAUCACCUGCGGCAGGGCACCGGCGUCGUCGUCACUCAGUUUGGCCUUUAUUACGAAGGAGCCUUCAAAGAUAAUAAGAUGAUGGGAGCCGGGAUCCUCCUCUCCGAGGACGACACCACGUACGAGGGGGAAUUCUCUGACGACUGGACCCUCAGUGGAAAGGGCGUGCUCACGAUGGCAAACGGUGACUACCUGGAGGGCUCCUUCAGUGGGGAAUGGGGCUCUGGCCUCAAAGUGACCGGCUCCUACUUCAAACCACAGCUGUUCGACACCGACAAGGACAAGACCCGCACUGUGAAGCUGGGGCGUCUGUGUGUGUGCGCGGAGGACAAGUGGCAGGCGGUGUUUGAGGAGUGCUGGAGUCAGCUGGACUGUGAGGCGCCGGGUCGAGGAGAGAACUUGAAGGCGUGGGAGAAUAUCGCCGUGGCCCUCGCCACCAGCCGGCAACAGAUCGAGGACAGUCCGGAGAUGUUGUCUCGAAGUCACAGCAGAACCCUGGACAGUCUGGAGGUCAUCCCACAGCACGAAGGACCGAUCACCAUGGAGAGAUAUCACGCCAUCCGCCUCUACCUCAUACAGGCGUGUGACACCCCCCUCCACCCGCUGGGCCGGCUGGUGGAGACCCUGGUGGCGGUCUACAGGAUGACCUACGUGGGCGUUGGAGCGAACCGUCGGCUGCUGCCUCAGGCUGUCAACGAGAUCAAGUCUUACCUCAACCGCAUCUUCCACAUCGUCAGGUUUCUUUUCCCAGACCUGCCAGAAGAGGGCGGUCUCAUUCCAGAGCCGACCACCUUGCAGGACAAGAAGGAGCCAGGCUCGAGCGACGCCCCGCUAGAGUCACCUAAACCUGGUCGUGUGGUGAGCAGCUCGGCUCUGCUGCUGCCCGUCCUGCUUCCUCGUCUCUACCCGCCGCUCUUCACCCUCUACGCUCUGGACAAGGAGAAGGAGGACGACGUCUACUGGGAGUGUGUCCUCCGCCUCAACAAGCAGCCCGACCUGGCGCUCCUCGCCUUCCUGGGUGUUCAGCAGAAGUUUUGGCCUGUUUCCAUCCCCACCUCUUUGCCUGCACUGGGGGAGAAGCAGCAGGUUCUCUCCAGCACCAAGGACGCCUGCUUCGCCUCGGCAGUGGAAACUCUCCAACAGAUCAGCACAACAUUCACCCCGUCAGACAAGCUGCAGGUGAUCCAGCUCACCUUUGAGGAGAUCACGCAGGAGGUUCAGUCGCUGCUGAAGCAGGACUUCCUGUGGUCCAUGGACGACCUCUUCCCCGUGUUCCUCUACGUGGUGCUGCGUGCACGAAUCAGAAACUUGGGGUCAGAGGUCAGCCUGAUUGAAGACCUGAUGGACCCCUGCGUGCAGCACGGAGAGCAUGGCAUCAUGUUCACCACCCUCAAGGCUUGUUACUACCAGAUCCAGCACGAGAAGAUCACCUAAGAGACGAGUGUGGCGUCAACUUCCUGCUGUCCCAACCGACCAUCACAGCCAAUCACAGGGCCAGGAUCAGCCAGGCUUCAGGAUGACUGAUGCGAGCAGCGGCCAAUGGGAAGCGAAGGAUCAUGUGAACAGGUUGUCGACAGCUCCAUCUGCUGCUGUCAUGCAGACGGGGCCACCUCCCCCUCUCUGACACACACACACACACACACUCACACUCUUUACUGACCUCUACCAGCUUCCUGUCCACGGAUGGAUCAUGAAGGUGCACAUGUGAAUACUGCCAGAGAUGAGCCCCUUCAUGCCGUCCACAGUGAAAGACCCGCUUCCUGUGGGAGACCCUGACGUUGUUACCUGGAGAGAGAAUUUAAGCUUUAUACCACUUUCUAUUUGUGUGCCAACGGGAGCGGUUUGUUCUCUGGCGUCUCCGCCCACAGCCGGCACACUGUGAGACACCCGACCUCUUGUCCUUCCUUCAGAUUUACAUUUCGUCAGCAUGCAAAUCAACUUUUUUGCAAGACGAUCUGUCGCAGAACACGUUUUUAACCUUCAGUGUUUCACAUCAUUUGUGCUCCUGGAAAGCAUGACACUUUAUUAAACUGACAAGCCUGUAUCAUCAUCUGAGACAGCAGUGUGUUUACAGCCGGGACUUCCUCCUCCACUAACCCACAAGGUGUUUUCAAGUUCUAAAUUCAACCUAGAUAGUGGCUGAAUACUCUAACUUACAGUAAACAUAGUAAAGCAUUUGUAGGAUAAAUGAACCAUUUCAAUGCAGCUGAAAACAAACGUUUGCAUGUUUCAUUACAGGACAACAUGUUUCUUUCCUAAUGCACUCGAUGCAUGCAAUGUUGUGAACUGACAUCAAUAUAAAAGCUUUCUUUUUAGAAAGUAGAGGAGCUGCAGGUUCCACUACAGAGGUCACCUUUAUUCCCAAAGAAAUAGAAAUUGAGUUUUUGGGAGACAACAAGCUUAAAAUAACUAUAAAGAGUUUGUGUUGAUUGUUGUGUUUCUUGACAGGCUGGGAGAGAAGUCCGCACAUAUUUCAUGAAACUAACCACCACGUGAAGAUCUUAUUACACCUGUUCACUGUAAAUGCAGAAGCUAAACAUGUAGAUUACGCUUGAUUUUUGGGUUUCAGGCGAGAAACAAACACUGUUUUUAUAGAUGUGAUGUUCACAGCCGACUCUCCGAGCCAUCUGUUAACGCUCAAUGUCCUCUUUUUAAACCAUUUACACCACUAACUGUCAGACAUUGUUGCUUAUUUGUGAUUUGCGUCACAUGUCCGUUUAUAAAAGGGCUUAAGCGGGGAUUCAUAGGAGGGCCCCGCCCUUUUUCUUUUUUUUUUUGUUAAUAUCAUGGCUUUUGUUAUCUCCGAUGGUUUAACAAUAGCAAAGCCGUCAGUGGAUCAGAGGCCUCUUUUAGAAGAGGAUACAUUUAGGUGAAGCUACUGUUUUUCCCUGAAGGAUUUUCUAAAUCUAGCAACAGGAAAUGGUUUGAAUUUAAAGCUGCACGUUGUUAACUAAAAAGGUUUUUACUCUGAAAUGUUGGGAAAGCCGUAAUAUGUGCAAACAAAACGGCUUCAAACUGUUAUAAAAUGCUGUGAAUUUGGGCCUCUGGUACGUUUUGUGAUUGUGAUGAAGCUCUUCCGUCCCUGCUCAUGAGCUCUUGUUACUGCUGAGACCGUAUGUGCCUGACACUUAAAGAAGUGACGCAGUAUUGUCUUUGGAAAACAGGAGUUCAUUUGCGAAAAACAUUCCCCAGGUACAUCAUUAUUCUGUCAACCAGAGGCUUCGAAUUCAGUAUGUUCAGUAUAUUUCACUAUACCUCUGUCAUGUCCUCUAUAGUUGCUGCUGCCACUUUAAGACGAAGGAUAAAGUGGUGUUUUCAAAAGUCAACUGACUUCUAAACCAAACUACAUCUACAGAACGGGACGUUUAACGUGACGGUUAACUGACUCGCGUACAUGAAGUGUUAUUUUAAAUCAAAACUGAAUGGUUCUAAAUGUAAACUAAAGAUUUAUGUUCAUAAGCUCAUGUUGGGUUCAUGUCCUCAACACGUGUUGACUAUGAAAACGCCCCACACAGGUCAUACUGUUGCAUUGUGUUAAAAUGACUGUUUUGUCAAUGGACUUUGGUGUUUUACUCGGUGACAUUUGUGUUUGAGCUGGCUGAUGUGACUCACACCUGUGUGUCUUUUAAAUGAUGUCAAAUGUAUUGUACCUUUAAAUAAUUACAGAUGGCAAUAAACUUAUUUGAUGUACGUUGCUAACUAA
Messenger RNA from Cottoperca gobio, 7567 nucleotides. RefSeq names its product alsin Rho guanine nucleotide exchange factor ALS2 b (gene als2b). Gene Ontology annotation, cellular component: dendrite; cytoplasm; centrosome. The transcript has 34 exons. NCBI's taxonomy places the organism in Eukaryota, Metazoa, Chordata, Actinopteri, Perciformes, Bovichtidae. Gene Ontology annotation, biological process: endosomal transport; regulation of GTPase activity. Bases 262 to 5298 code for a protein of 1678 amino acids. The record is from RefSeq and is a predicted model, not a curated record. Gene Ontology annotation, molecular function: guanyl-nucleotide exchange factor activity; small GTPase binding.